GGCAUCAGAGCGGCUCGCCGGAAGUGGUGGCGGAGCGGGAAGGCAUGGCGGACGCGGCGGGGAUGGCGGAGCCGCCGGGGCCCGGAGCGGAACCGGGAGCGGAACCGGGAGCGGAACCGGGAGCGGAACCGGGAGCGGAACCGGGAGCGGAACCGGAGAUGGAGCCGGAGAUGGAGCCACCGGAGCCGGGAGCGGCCCCUGGGCCUGAGCUGGAGCCGGGGCCUGGAGCGGAGAUGGAGCCGGAGCGGCCCGAGCUGAGCUUUGAGGAGGAGGAGGUUCCCCACGAGGAGGAGCUGCUCCGCAACCCCUUCUCGGUGCGCUGUUGGCUCCGCUACGCGCAGGCCCGGGGGACGGGGCCGCGGCACCGCCUCAACAUGCUCUACGAGAGGGCCCUGCGGCAGCUGCCCGGCAGUUACAAGCUGUGGUACCGGUACCUGCGGCUGCGGCGGCUCCAGGUCAAAGGUCGCUGCCCCACGGACCCGGCGUUCGAAGAGGCCAACGCCGUCCACGAGAGGGCGCUCGUCUUCAUGCACAAGAUGCCGCGGAUCUGGCUGGAUUACUGUCAGUUCCUGGUGUCGCAGGGCCGGGUGACGCGCACCCGGCGCACAUUCGACCGGGCGCUGCGGGCGCUGCCCGUCACCCAGCACCACCGGCUCUGGCCGCCGUUCCUCAGCUUCGUGCGCAGCCACCCCCUGCCCGAGACCGCCCUGCGCGUCUUCCGCAGAUACCUCAAGCUGUGCCCUGAGGGUGCUGAGCAGUACGUGGGGUACCUGGUGUCCGUGGGGCGGCUGGAUGAGGCCGCGCAGCGUCUGGCCCGGUUGGUGAACGACGAGCGCUUCGUGUCCCGCGAGGGGAAAUCCAACUACCAGCUGUGGCAGGAGCUGUGUGACCUGCUGUCCCAGCACCCCGAGCGCAUCCGCUCCCUGGACGCCGGCUCCAUCAUCCGGGGGGGCCUCACGCGCUUCACGGACCAGCUGGGCCGGCUCUGGGGGGCGCUGGCCGACUGUUACAUCCGCAGCGGCCACUUCGAGAAGGCGCGGGACGUGUACGAGGAGGCGGUGCAGACGGUGAUGACGGUGCGGGACUUCACCCAGGUGUUCGACAGCUACGCGCAGUUCGAGGAGAGCGUCAUCGCCGCCCGCAUGGACACCGCGACCCACGCGGCCCGCGACGACGACGGGGAGGUGGAGCUGGAGCUGCGGCUGGCGCGGUUCGAGCGGCUCAUGUCCCGGCGGCCGCUGCUGCUGAACAGCGUCCUGCUGCGCCAGAACCCGCACAACGUGCACGAGUGGCACAAGCGCGUGCAGCUGUACGAGGGACAGCCCCAGCAGAUCAUCAGCACGUACACCGAGGCUGUGCGCACCGUGGACCCCCAGAAGGCCACGGGCCGGCCCCACGGGCUCUGGGUGGCGUUCGCCCGCUUCUACGAGGACAACGGGCAGCUGGAGGACGCCCGCACCAUCCUGACCAAGGCCACCCGCGUGCGGUUCCGCCGCGUCGAGGACCUGGCGGCCGUUUGGUGCGAGUUCGGCGAGAUGGAGCUGAGACACCACAACUACCAGGAGGCCCUGAGCAUCCUGCGGCGAGCCACCGCGCUGCCCGCGCGCCGCGCCGAGUACUUCGACAGCUCGGAGCCCGUGCAGAACCGCCUCUACAAGUCCCUCAAGGUCUGGGCCAUGCUGGCCGACCUGGAGGAGAGCCUGGGGACCUUCCAGUCGACCCGAGCGGUGUACGAGCGCAUCCUGGACCUGCGCAUCGCCACCCCCCAGAUCGUCAUCAACUACGGGCUGUUCCUGGAGGAGCACGGCUACUUCGAGGAGAGCUUCAAGGCGUACGAGCGCGGCAUCGCGCUGUUCCGCUGGCCGCACGUGGCCGACGUGUGGCACACGUACCUCACCAAGUUCGUGGCGCGGUACGGCGGGCGCAAGCUGGAGCGGGCGCGGGACCUGUUCGAACAGGCGCUGGACGGCUGCCCCCCCCGAUACGCAAGAGUACGGACACUGGGGACAUGGGGGACAUUGGGGGGACAUGGGGGGCACCGGGGACAUUGGGGGACACCAGGGACAUUGGGGACACCGGGGGGACAGGAUGGGUUCAGGCUGCCCUCCCGAUACGCCAAGACGAUCUUCCUGCUGUACGCGGGGCUGGAGGAGCAGUUCGGGCUGGCUCGCCACGCCAUGGCCGUGUACGACCGGGCCACGCGCGCGGUGCUGCCGGCGCAGCAGAGCGACAUGUUCAACAUCUACAUCCGGCGCGCCGCCGAGCUCUACGGCGUCACCCACACCCGGCCCAUCUACCAGAAGGCCAUCGAGGUGCUGGGUGACGACGCGGCGCGGGAGCUGUGCCUGCGCUUCGCCGACAUGGAGUGCAAGCUGGGCGAGGUGGAUCGGGCCCGCGCCAUCUACACCUACUGCGCCCAGAUCUGCGACCCCCGUAUCACGGGCACGUUCUGGCAGACGUGGAAGGAGUUUGAGAUCCGGCACGGGAACGAGGACACGAUCCGGGAGCUGCUGCGCAUCAAGCGCAGCGUCCAGGCCACCUACAACACCCAGGUCAACUUCAUGGCCUCCCAGAUGCUCCGGGCACACGCCAGCGGCGCCGGUGGUGACGGCGCGCCGGCCCUGGACCGGAUGCAGCAGCUGGAGCUGCGCGCGGGGCAGCUGGCGAGCGAGGAGCAGAGGGACCGGCAACCGGAGCAACAGCCGCGGCCCCGGGACGCGCUGCGGUUCGUCAGGGCGGAGGGGGGAGGGGCUCUGGCCGCCCUGUCCCAACAGGGGAACCCGGACGAGAUCGACCUGGGGGACGAGGACGAGGCCGAACCCGACGGUGCGGGGACAGGGGACAGCGUGGGGACAUGGGGACACAUGGGGACAUGGGGACACAUGGGGACAGGGGACAGCGUGGGGACAUGGGGACAGGGGACAGUGUGGGGACAUGGGGACAGGGGACAGCGUGGGGUAUCUCCCAGUGCCCCCCAGUCCCUCCCAGUUUGA
This is a messenger RNA of Columba livia (rock pigeon), 2993 nucleotides long. RefSeq names its product XPA binding protein 2 (gene XAB2). The coding region runs from base 45 to 2993 and encodes 982 amino acids. Gene Ontology annotation, molecular function: protein binding. Lineage: Eukaryota; Metazoa; Chordata; Aves; Columbiformes; Columbidae. Gene Ontology annotation, biological process: mRNA splicing, via spliceosome; generation of catalytic spliceosome for first transesterification step. Gene Ontology annotation, cellular component: Prp19 complex; post-mRNA release spliceosomal complex; U2-type catalytic step 2 spliceosome. The transcript is spliced from 20 exons. The record is from RefSeq and is a predicted model, not a curated record.